Sporothrix schenckii 1099-18 is the source of this 369-nucleotide messenger RNA. RefSeq lists its product as uncharacterized. The coding region runs from base 1 to 369 and encodes 122 amino acids. The transcript has a single exon. The record is from RefSeq and is a predicted model, not a curated record. NCBI's taxonomy places the organism in Eukaryota, Fungi, Ascomycota, Sordariomycetes, Ophiostomatales, Ophiostomataceae.
AUGCUGGCCGCCUUGACCUUGAGUGCCUUCGCCUUCGCGCGCAAGUCCUGUGACGUGCCGAGCCAAAUAUAUAUACAAACAAGCGGACCAGCUUGCGCGGCCAGCCCUGUCUAUAAUACGGGAUUCACCGCAAAAGUUCUCUCCAUUGGCUUCAUGGUCAUUGCCCGGUUUGACACCAAGAUGGCGAUUCAGCUCUACGCCAAAGGCGAUGUCGCCGGAAGUCGCCUUGGCUUCUUGCCAGCAACGCGGACAGCGGUGGCACCAGUGGGUCGUCCCGUUGUGGCCCCACAAUUGCCCGGCCAGGACACGGAACAGUGGCAAGUGCGACUGUCCGAUGAAAACCUCCGGCAACAAGGACGGACGACGUGA